ACGGCGCUGUUGCUGUUGCUGGCUGCGGCGGCGGAGCGUCGCCUGCCCGCGCCGCGCCGUGCAUCGCCCGAUGCCGACGCCUUCGACGGGUACAGGGCGCACGCCCACCUCGUCAACCUCACCGCUAUCGGAGCCCGGGUGGCCGGCAGCUACGAGAACGAGGUGCUGGCGGUGCGGUGGGCGGUGCAGGCGCUGCGCCAGGUGGCCGCGCACGCCUCGCCGCACAACUCCCUCGAGAUCGACGUGCACUCGGCCAGCGGCGCCUUCCCCCUCACCUUCCUCGACGGAAUGAACAACGUGUACCGCGACGUGCAGAGUGUGGUGGCGCGCGCACGCGGCCGCGGCGGGGAGACGUCGAGCGCGCGCCGCACCGCCCGCCCCACUCGCACCGCCCUGCUCAUCAACUGUCACUACGACACCGUGCCCGGCAGUCCCGGCGCGAGUGACGACGGCGCGGGGUGCGCGGUGGCGCUGGAGGCGCUGCGGGCGCUGCUGGCGGCGCCGCGUCCGCUGCGCCACGACCUCGUGCUGCUGCUCAACGGCGCCGAGGAGAACAUCCUGCAGGCCUCGCACGCCUUCAUCACCACUCACAAGUGGGCGCGGGACGUGCGCGCCUUCGUGAACAUCGAGGCGUGCGGCGCGGGUGGGCGCGAGGUGCUGUUCCAGGCGGGCCCACACGACCCUUGGAUGCUGGAGGUGUACGCCGGCGCGGUGCCGCAUCCCUUCGCUUCCUCGCUGGCGCAAGAGCUGUUCCAGAGCGGCCUCAUCCCCGCAGACACCGACUUCCGCAUCUUCCGCGACUUCGGCGGUCUUUCGGGCAUGGACCUGGCGUGGAGCAGCAACGGCUACGUGUACCACACGUGGCUGGACACGGCGGCGCGCGUGCCCCUCGCCGCGCUGCAGCGCACCGGCGACAACGUGCUGGCGCUGCUGCAAGGUCUGCUGGCGCGGCCCGAGCUGGAGCGCGAGCCCGAGCGCGGGGCCGCGGCGCCCGUGUUCUUCGACGUGCUGGGCGUGGCCGCGGUGGCGGUGCGCGCGCCCGCCGCGCUGCUGGCCGCCGCCGGCGCGCUGGCGCUGCUGCUGCUGCGUCUGCAUCUCACCGCCGCGCACGCCCGGGCCCAGCUGUAUAUGAAGCGAGGCGAGUGGGCGCGCGUGGUGUGCGGCGCGGGCGCGGCCGUGGGCGCGGGGCUGGCGGGCGGGCUGGGCGCCAGCGCGGCCGUGGGCGCACUGCUGCACGCGCUCGGAGCGCGCCUCGCCUUCUACUCUCGCCCGUGGCUGCUGGUCCCGCUGUACGCGCUGCCAGCGGUGUGCGGCUGCUGGGCCACGGCGCGCUGGACGUGGGCGCGGGCGGUGGGCGCGCGGGGCGCGGCGGUGCGCGGCUGGUGGCGCGCGCGCGCUUGCGGCGAGGCGGUGUGCUUGUGGGGCGGUGUCGCGCUGGCGGCGUGCGCGGCGCGCGGUCUGCGCUCCGGCUUCGUGCCGUUCCUGUGGGUGCGUGUGGGCGCGGGGCGGGGGUGGGCGAGGGCGAGGCGAGGUGGGGUCGCGCUGACGGGCGGCUGGGCGCAGGUGGCGUGCGGCGCGGCGGCGGACGUGGGCGCGAGCGCGGUGCGGGCGGCGGACGGGCGACGCGCGGUGCUGUGGGCGCUGGGCGCGGCGCUGCCGGCGGCGCACACCGCCUACCUGGCGCUGGCCUCGCUCAACAUGUUCGUGCCGAUAAUGGGUCGCGCCGGCACUCCUCCGGUCCCCACUGACGUGCUGAUGGCGCUGCUGGUGGCGCUGCUGACGCUGAGCACGCUGAGCUGGGCGCUGCCGCUGGCGGUCGCGGCGCCGGAUCUCAAUAAACUGGUGCCUAACGCGCAUUCUUUAUGCCAGAAGGAAACAAACGAGAGAAGUAUAGAGCAGGAGAGGCGUGGGGCGCGGCGUGCGUGUGACGCGUGGGGCGCGGCGUGCGUGGUGGCGGCGAGCGCGGCGCUGGCGGCGAGCGGCGGCGCGCGCGCUGCAUACAGCGGCGAGCGGCCGCAGCGCGUGCUGUUGUUCCACACGCGGCGCACGGACCACGCGCGCGCUCCUCCCUCCGUCGACAACUUCUUCUGGAUACCGGAGAUAGACGCCAACACGCCGCACUCGCUCGUCGGAUACGUGGAGGGCGUGGAGAGCGCGCGGGCGGGCGGGGCGGCGGGCGGGGCGGCGGGCGAGGAGGAGUGCUCGCGCUGGGUGUACUGCGGCGCGCCCUACUACCUGCCGGUGCGGCGGCUGAUCGCGCGCGGACACUCGCUGCCGGCGCGCUCGUCGCCGCGCACGCGUCUGCAGGUGGCCGCGCACCGCCGGCGCCUCAACGACACCACCGCGGCGCUGCACCUCCACAUACGAGGGCCGCAGCACGUGGUGGUGGUGGUGGCGCCGGCGGAGGGCGCGCUGCUGAGGUGGAGCUCGGUGCUGGCGCGGCCGCUGGAGGGCCCGCGCUGGGGCCGCCGCCGCACCUACUUCCUGAGCGUGCACCACGCGCGUGCGCCCGCAAACAUGCACCUCGAGCUGCACAUACAGCACGAGGAGGUGGAGGGGGAGGUGGAGGGGGAGGCGGGGGGGCAGGUGGCGCAGCUGUCGGUGGCGGGUCACAGCAUGUUCGGCGAGGACGCGCUGUCGGAGGAGCAUCAGCAGCUGCUGGAGCGCCUGCCGCCCUGGACCGCGCCCUUCGGCUGGGGCGUGGACCUGCACCUCUUCGCCCUCUAGCGUAAAACAAUAGUGGGAAUUGACGUAGGGUUUAUGUCUUAGAUAAAUUAUUGGGUUUGUCACUUGGCUGUGUCCGAGCGACACACGUCGCCUCGGUUUACUACGGGUUUAGAGUUGUCGAGAUUAUGAAAAAACAUAUUGAUCUAAAUAAUUUCUUUGACAACAGUAUUUUUUUAUUAUAUAAAAUAACAUCAUUCUACUAAUUAAUUUGGCUCGGUGGAUAAAAGUGAGAAGUCAUAUUGUCAUGUCUUACUUUUUUGUUUGUGUUAUUUUCUACUUCUCGGUGAGACUAUUUUCUGACAAACAAACUACAAUACCAAUGUCUCUUGUACUUUAUAUGUACUGUACUGUAUAUAUUUAAAAUAUUUUAAGCUAAUCAAACACAAACUUUUCCUUUCAAAUAUUUGGUGAUGGAUGACCAUCUCCAUCAGAAAAUGUGGAGUAAGAGGACCUUAUUAAAAUGUUGUUAAUGAAGUUGCUAUGUUUAUAUUUUUACGCUUAGAUAAAUAGGUAUGUGGGAAAUAAUCAAAUUAUUCCAAUAGUUGCACUGGUUUAUUAAAAAAUGUUGUGUUUAAAAAUGGUUUUAUUUUUUCACAUAGUGUAAUGUAACAGCAGAGGCAGUUU
Messenger RNA from Papilio machaon (common yellow swallowtail), 3351 nucleotides. Its product is annotated as endoplasmic reticulum metallopeptidase 1. Gene Ontology annotation, biological process: proteolysis. NCBI's taxonomy places the organism in Eukaryota, Metazoa, Arthropoda, Insecta, Lepidoptera, Papilionidae. Gene Ontology annotation, molecular function: metalloexopeptidase activity. The transcript has 16 exons. The record is from RefSeq and is a predicted model, not a curated record. The annotation marks the transcript as partial.